GGCUGCCGGCCCGCGUGUGAGUUGUAGUAGGCGCUGCGCACAGCUGCAACGCACCCGUAAACUCGUUCACCCAUCGAAACCGCGGCCCCACGGCAGCGACACGGCCGGCUCCUGGAGGCUGCCCCAAGCAAGCACAAAUGCCACGAUGCCGCGCGUAGUCGUCGUCGGCGCGUCCUUCGCCGGCCUCUACGCGGCCAAGGGCCUGCGCCGCGUCGCCGACGUCGUUCUGAUUGAUGCGUCUGAUGAAUGGGAGUUCACUCCCGGGGUCCACGAGGUCCUGGGCGGCCGGCGAAAGGCCGAGACGAUCCUCACUUCUUUCCAUGAUGCGCUGCCGGGCGUCGAGUUUGUGAAAGGCGUCGCCGUGGCGGCGCAUGAACGCGAGGUCCACGUCGAGUGUGAUGGGGAAAGGAAAAGGGUGCCCUACGACCACCUCAUUGUUUGCGUCGGCUGCGCCUACGCGCGACCGAUCAAAGCUCAACUGGCUUCAUUAGAUCGGCGGGCGCAGCUCGCCGGCGCCCAACGCGAGUUGGGAGACGCCUCCUCAGUUCUGGUGGUCGGCGGCGGCGCGGUGGGCGUCGAGGUCGCGGGCGAGCUCGCCGCCAAUCAUACCGUGACGCUGACGGCGCGGGAGAGCGAACUGGUGCGCGAUCUGCCGGAAGCGGCGCGGCGCUACGCUCUUGAAGCUCUUCGCUCAAAAAACGUGCGCGUCAAACUAAACGGCGAGGAGGAGCGCGGCUCCUUCGACGCGCGCGUCGCGUGCUACGGCGCCCGGCCGCGGACGGGCUGGCUCGCGACCUUUGUUGACAGAGACGCGCGCGGCUUCGUCCGCGUCGACGAUCGCUUCCGGACAUCAAUGAAAAACGUCUGGGCCGCCGGCGACUGCGUCGCCAAAGACGCCGAUCAGUACCUCGCGGCCUACGCCCACUUCGAGGGCGAGUACGUGGCUUUGAUGGUGGCUUCGGAAAUUUUGGGAAAAGCGCCGCCCGGCGCCUACGUACCGCCGGCGCGGAUCGUCGCCCUGGCGCUCGGCCCGGACGAUGGGGUGCUGUGCUACGGGCGCGUGGUGGUGUUGAAAGGACGCGCCGUGCCGUGGGUCAAAGCCUUGGUCGAGCGGUGGGUCGUCCGGCUGUGGCCGCUGCCCUACGAAUUGUUUCGUCGGCUGCCGGCGCUGGCGUAGUAGGUCCUCCUGUGUAUAUACUGUAUUUAUCA
This is a messenger RNA of Pelagomonas calceolata, 1209 nucleotides long. The record is from the annotation of a GenBank genome assembly. NCBI's taxonomy places the organism in Eukaryota, Pelagophyceae, Pelagomonadales, Pelagomonadaceae.